AAGUUGCAAACUUCGCCAACAACAACAACAACAAUUGUAACUACAUUAGCAACAACAACAACAACAAUUGUAUCAAAGUAACUGAAGAUUCAAACGGUGAAAAGAAUCGUAUCUUUGACUGCUUUGGCAAGAGGGAACAACCGGAGCAGCAACAGCAGGAGUCGGCGGAUCAGCAGCAGCAGCAGCAGCCGGCGGAAACAGAUUCACAUCAGCUGACACACAGCGCCAGUUCGGGCAGCUCCAACGUGCAACAACAGCCCAGUGCCACAGCGAGCCAGAGCCAAGGCAACAGCAGCUACUACCGGCAGCAGGACACGGAGUUUGGCCAACAGUCCGAGCAGAGGAGAGAGCAGCGACAGAAGCUAAUCAAGUCGGGCGUUGCUGUUAUAGCCAAGCAACCCAAGCGACAAGCGACACAGCGUUCACAGAGCCAGCCGGCGAUUCUGCAACAACCGCAGCUCAGUCGCAGCAAGCGUCCCGGAACACCGCCCCCGCACGCCGUCAAGAGCAUGACUUCCAUACCUGCCACGCUGUCCAGCAACAAUGUUGCAGCAACAGCAGCUGCAACGGCUGCAGCUGGAUUGGGCGCCACGGCGCCGGAGAAACAGCCCUGGCCCAACUCCAAGGACGAUUACGAGCUGAGGGAUGUGAUAGGUGUGGGCGCCACGGCGGUGGUGCAUGGCGCCUACUGCAUACCGAAGAACGAGAAGUGCGCCAUCAAGCGCAUCAAUCUGGAGAAGUGGAACACCUCGAUGGACGAGCUGCUCAAGGAGAUCCAGGCGAUGUCCUCGUGCAAUCACGAGAACGUCGUCACCUAUCACACAUCGUUUGUGGUGCGCGAGGAGCUGUGGCUGGUGCUGCGCCUGCUCGAGGGUGGCUCCCUGCUGGACAUCAUCAAGCAUAAGAUGCGGACAUCCAACUGCAAGCAGGGCGUCUUCGAUGAGGCAACGAUUGCCACCGUGCUCAAGGAGGUGCUCAAGGGCCUGGAGUACUUCCAUUCGAAUGGACAGAUCCAUCGGGACAUCAAGGCGGGCAACAUACUCAUCGGCGACGAUGGCACCAUACAAAUCGCUGACUUUGGUGUCAGCGCCUGGCUGGCCACCGGCCGGGAUCUGUCCCGGCAGAAGGUGCGGCACACCUUUGUGGGCACACCGUGCUGGAUGGCACCGGAGGUGAUGGAACAGGAUCAUGGCUAUGAUUUCAAGGCGGACAUCUGGUCGUUUGGCAUUACGGCCAUUGAGAUGGCCACGGGCACGGCGCCGUAUCACAAAUAUCCACCGAUGAAGGUCCUGAUGCUGACGCUUCAGAAUGAGCCGCCCACCUUGGAUACGGGCGCCGAGGACAAGGAUCAGUAUAAGGCCUAUGGCAAGACAUUCCGUAAGAUGAUCGUUGAGUGCCUGCAAAAGGAGCCAUCGAAACGUCCGACUGCCAGCGAGCUGCUCAAGCACGCCUUCUUCAAGAAGGCCAAGGAUCGUAAAUAUCUAACGCAAACCCUGCUCCAGUCCGGCCCCAGCAUGGAGACACGCGUCCACAAGGCAGCCAAACGUCAGCCGGGCGCCUCGGGCCGAUUGCAUCGCACGGUCACCGGCGAAUGGGUGUGGUCCAGUGAGGAGGAGGACAAUGCCAGCGGCACUGGCGGACGCAAGAAUCCCUCAUCGGAUUCCGAGUCCGAGGAUCGUCCGAUCAAUCGUCUCGAACGCGCCGACUCCUCGGACAGCGAUCGAGAUGAGACGACGCCCGAUAUAACGCGCAGCCUAUCCUCGACUACAAUGACGCCAGGUGGCGCUGCACCUGCUCCUGCUUCCGCCUCUGCAACUGCUGCUGGUGCCGCCCAGGAGCUGGCCGCUGGUGUGGCCCAAAUGCCGCUGCCCAGCGAAGCGGCCGGCGAGGCGCCACCCGUGAAUCUGGUGUUGCGCAUGCGCAACCUGCGACGGGAACUGCACGAUAUCCGUUUCGAGUUUGCCGUGGGCAAGGAUACGGCGGAGGGUAUUGCAACGGAACUGGUGGAUGCGGGCCUGGUGGACGCCCUGGACACACAACCGAUGGCCGUGCAUCUGGAUCAGCUGAUUGCCCAAUCCGACACGAUGAAGACAAUAACGUUCCAGCUGAGUUCCGGCGUACAGCCGGGCGAAACGCCCGACGAACGCUCGCUUGUGGGCUAUGCGCAGAUAUCUAUAACGGACUAGGAUACGGUCACAUAUCCACCUUAAUGUCCUCCCCUACGGUCAUCUACCGUUAUGUUGCCUGCGCCGCUUUUAGCUAUAUAGACUAGAAACUAGACUAUAACUGUAAAUGCUAAUGCUAGUUAUAGAUCGGAGAGAAAAGAAAAGAAAAACGCAAGCCGUUCGUUUACUAUAGAAAUUA
This is a messenger RNA of Drosophila arizonae, 2364 nucleotides long. RefSeq names its product oxidative stress responsive kinase frayed (gene fray). Gene Ontology annotation, biological process: protein phosphorylation. Lineage: Eukaryota; Metazoa; Arthropoda; Insecta; Diptera; Drosophilidae. Gene Ontology annotation, cellular component: cytoplasm. The record is from RefSeq and is a predicted model, not a curated record. Gene Ontology annotation, molecular function: protein serine/threonine kinase activity; ATP binding.